Molecule: messenger RNA, 756 nt
Organism: Fusarium fujikuroi IMI 58289
Lineage: Eukaryota; Fungi; Ascomycota; Sordariomycetes; Hypocreales; Nectriaceae
Exons: 4
Coding region: 1-756 (251 amino acids)
Source: RefSeq, a predicted model, not a curated record
AUGGUGCUGUCCCAAAUCGAAACCGCAACCUCUCCAUUGCUCCUCAAGGCCGCUCACACUGGAGUGGCCAUCGCCGCGACUAUCGGAGAAUUCUCUGCGAAUAAGAGACAUUCUGCCCUUAAAGCACGUGAAAGAGCCAAUAGGGUCGAACUUGAGGCCUUGCGUUUUGAGCGCAUCGUCAGACAUUGGCCUGUCGACUCAUCGCGCCACGACACCUACAGUGACCAACUUCAGACUUCUGGUGCACCAGCCUCGUCAUCUGGUGACCAUAUUCGCGCGGAUAGCCCUCGUGAUCUCCAAGACGCCGCCGCUGAUUGGUCCCCUCUUGCUACCCACACCACGGCGAUCGAGCUUCAGAUUGAGCAUCUCGUUGGAGAGGGCCUCAGCGACGUCAACGUGUCUUACUUUGAGUACCACGUCGAUAUGACUCAAUGGAGGCUCAUCACGAAACGUCUCAUGACCAAGAACAACCCGUGGCCUUGGGAUGUCCCGGUUGAUGAGCGUGACCUGUCACAGGGCGCCUCUCCUGUUUUCAGGGAUUGGUUCAGUAACCGCCAACAGGCCACUCCCCGCUCGCAGCACCAAGGCCCUGUCCUCAGACUCGUGCUGAGGCUGAGGAGAUGGCCUCUGAAACAAGCCAACAAACUCGACAUUGAGGGCUUCCAUCUCGGGCGUAUCGCUAGACAGUGGUCUCCGAAGAUGAGGCACCGCCCCAGGCUCGUCACUUUCCGCGACUUCAGCGAGAUACAGGAAUGA